AUGAGGAUGUGGGGGAUUCCUCUAAAAUGCCCUCAAUGUUCCCGAAAGAUGAACAGCUCUGGGAUCUACAGGAAGGUGAGAGAGGUGAUUGACGUGGAUAGUCACUACUACCUGGUGGGAGGAGACUAUCCACGUUGCAACAAGUGCGCUCUGCCGGUCUGCCCAUGGAGCCAGGACAUCCUCUCGCAGCUGGAUGUAGCCCACAGGAGCAUGUUUCCCGCUGUCCUCACUACACACCUGGCUCUGGACAGGAAAUGUAUGACCUUCCUGAAGCCGAGGACCAGUGGAAACAGCUCCUCCUACUUCCAAGCAGCAAUAGAGGAAGUGCACAGCGAGGAGUGGGCACGUCAGGCCAUCCGAUACCUCUCGGACUGUGUGUCUUCUGUGACCAAACUGUUCCAUCCAUGGAGGUCUGCAGUGCGUUUGGACAGUUUCCACUUUAUGAGGCGCUUCAACUGUGGCCUCACCACAGAACACCACCCUCUUUAUGGCACCUUUUGUGCCAAGCUCUCCUCCUGCAUUUUUGAAUGGGACCAGGAGGAUGUGCAAGGCCUGAAGGAGGCCAAGAGAGGGGAGUGGAAGAGCAGCCACAGUGGACAUGAGCCCACGGAGGAGCAGCUCUUGGCAACCAUCACCUCAGGGGAACAGAGGAGACACUGCAGGAGGAGGUCGCGUGGCGUAGAGGACAUACGGCGCAUGAUUUCAGGGCUGCUGGAGUCAGUGUGGGAGCUCACUGACACCACAGGGCUGCGUUUGGUGAACCAUGACACCAUGCACCAUGUGUGGGAGGGCGGCAAAGAGCUGGACGUCCUUAGGUGUGGCAGGGGGUCCUCCUCCCUGGAGAGUUUUCACCGACACCAGUGCGCUUUUAUCCCAGGCUGGCGGUGCAAUGCAUCUCAUAUGCAGAUGUACAUGCUGGAGGGGCUAUCCAGGUGGAACAUGGCUCGGGCCAAGGAGGCAGUAGCUGUGGAGGGGGCCUCGGCUCUGCGGAGCUUUGACGUCCGCCUGAUGUCCCACCUUAACAGCCUGAGCCAGCGUGUCCUUGGUUGUGCUCUAGUGCCAGAGUUUACCCCUCCUGGGAAACCCACUGACGUGCGCACGGCGGUGGAGUAUUUAUUGGGCCAGACCAACAGAGGGGAUCUGCUUGCUCCUGCACCUGCCCCUGAAAACCCCUCACAGACCAGCCAAUGUGACUCCAGAGGUGUUGUGGGAUGGGAGAGUGUGGACGCCCUGGCAGCCUAUCUCGUUGGCCUGAACCGCACCACCACUGCUCUGUCAGCCAAGGAGGAGGCAGACAUAGUCCGUCUGUACACAGCUCUCCAUGACAUGGACAAGACACCUUCAAGGUACAGCCAGAAGGGUAAAAAGAAGGGACAGGUGUCAGCAGGACCAUGGAGAGCACCCAGAAAGCCCAGUUGCUCUGCUCCAGGACAGCAGGCGGCAGAAAGACUGUACAUGACUCAUGGCCAAGCAGCUCAGGACCCUGAAGCAAACAGAGUCAGUGAGUGUGUUUGCCUCAGACUGGCCAAAGAGUUUGAUCAGGCACGCAACAGGCCAAAGGACGUAAAGGGCAAGACCAUGCCCAUCCCACAGUUCAUCGUCAGCGUCUACAGCCACCUCAGACAGCUGCUGGAGGACAGCAGGGUGGUCCUGGGUCAGACUAACGUGGUGCUGGUACCAGUCAACAACACCACUGUCUCCUCAUGGCUGCUCAGGAGGGACAAGAGGAAGGACAGGGACAUGCUUCUGCAGGGCACUGUUCUUCCAAAACAGCUGCACCAGGCCAAGGAGCCUCUGCCCUCAGUGAGCACUCUCCCUGCUGCCCCUGAACCACAUGCUCAGGAGAUGACUUUUGAAGAGCCUGAGAAUCGUGAGGGAGAAGCUUGCCCCCGCCAGCGAAAUGUUGCAGGACCCAGCCAACCUGUGCCUCAUCCACCACCUCCCACUUUCCCUUCACAAUAUGGACCAGCUCCUCCUCUCCAGCAAGCUCCUCAUUUACAUUACCCACCUCCAUUUCCCCAUGUUCCUCCACAUCUGCACCCCCAAUACCUUUAUCCUCCUCCAUUCCCCCAUGCUCCACCUUUUCAAUAUGCUCCUCCACUUCCACAAGCUCCUCCACACCCCCAUGCUCCUCCGUGUCCCGAGGCUCCUCCGCUGCAGCAGCCUCCAGCAGGCCUUCCCUCUCAGCCAAGGCAGCGUGCAUGGAGGCUGAAUAAAGCUGCCCAGGAGGAUGAGGAGCGAGCAUUAAGGGGACAACCACCGAAGAAGAGGUUGGCCAAAGAAAAGUAUCACUACACCUGCAAGCAGUGUGGGGAGAACAAGAGCAAGACCACAGGACACACGCAGGUGAAGGGGCGGUGGUACUGUCCGGCCUCAGGUCUGACCCUGGAAGACUGGAGGAGGAGCCUCAACUGA
Knipowitschia caucasica is the source of this 2415-nucleotide messenger RNA. NCBI's taxonomy places the organism in Eukaryota, Metazoa, Chordata, Actinopteri, Gobiiformes, Gobiidae. The record is from the annotation of a GenBank genome assembly.